AUGGUUGAUAAAUUGGGAGUAUGGUCGACGAAUAUGAAUAUGAGCAGGCAUGAUAUGAACCCAGCAACGGAAAAAUCAACAUUCCAACGUUUGAGCCAGAAGCAUUUGGAUAAAAUAUUUGACAUAUAUGAAGAAGAGUAUGACCUUUCCUAUGAAUCAAGAUAUGAACAUAUGUCAAGCCUUAAGGAGUGGAUAUGGAAUGACUCCUACGUGUUAGACAAGGAAACCUUUUUAUUAAAACCAGGACCCAGCGAACCUUUCGAUGACAAGGGCAUCAAUCUAAAGAGUAAAGUAAAAGAGUCAGCAUUAAUAAAUGGGAAGUUAGAGUGGCACCACUUCUUUUGAUAAUCUUAUCAUGUUGUGCAAAUGUUAAACCAUAUUGUAUAAGUAAUGCAGAAUUGUGGUAAGUUAAUCGAUAUGCAUAAUACUUUUAUCAAUUCCCCUAAUAAAUAGUGCAUCAGUGUUUGCCUCGUAUCCGAACGUUGGGUUUCUAUUCAAACGUGUACUACGAGCCAGCAUUCGUCAUGGAUGAUCAGUUGUACUCUAUUGUAUUUCCAGGAUCGUUUUUAUUAUAUGAAUAAACUUUAAUUGAUGUUGUAAA
This is a messenger RNA of Erigeron canadensis, 601 nucleotides long. RefSeq lists its product as uncharacterized. The record is from RefSeq and is a predicted model, not a curated record. Lineage: Eukaryota; Viridiplantae; Streptophyta; Magnoliopsida; Asterales; Asteraceae. The coding region runs from base 1 to 345 and encodes 114 amino acids. The transcript has 4 exons.